UUUUAACCUUCAAUGUUGGUCGUGUUUUUGUUAAGGAGCAUUGAAGAUACUGUUUUAGAGCUUAACAUAGAAAAAUUUUGUCCAUCCAAUCCACGCCAUUUCAAUGUUCUAAACCAGGCAGACCAGCGUCUGCAGCUGAAGCACCUCCUGGACCGUGUGACUUAAAGCCCUGGUCCCAAAAUAUCAAACCACAUGCUUUGACCGAUCCGGACUCUCAUGAUCUCAUCUUCAUGUAACCCGACCGUUUCCCUAUCUCCGUUUCCUCCCUCAAAUUUCUUGGAAAAAGAAAAGAAAACCGCUAGAAAAUUAAACUAAAAAAAAACCAAUAAUUUUUUUUUAAUAAUUCACAUUUAAUAAACCCAAAAAAGAAAAAAAAAUCCCGCGCAAUUCCCUUCUCACUCUCUAUCCCAAUCAAAUUCCCCAAUCUAGGUCUUAAAUUAGAGCUUUCUUUUACUGAUUCUUGAAUAUUCUUUCGUUUUAAUUAACCCUAGGAAUAACAUUUGGGUGACCCGACCCUGAAUUCUUCAUGGAAGAUAAGCGUGGUGGUGGAGGAGACCGUAGUGGGGGUGGUGAGCCCUCGAGAGUGGUGGCACCGAAGGUGAUGAAGGCUGGUGACCGGCAGGUUUUUACCGUUGAGCUCCGACCAGGAGAGACCACGUAUGUUUCGUGGAGGAAGCUUGUCAAAGACUCCAACCGGGCCAAUGGAUCUUCUGCCGCUGCCGCUGCGGCUGUUGUGGCGGCGCCAGCGCCUGAGCCGCCUCUCAAUGCCCACCCUAACCUCCAGUCUCGCAUCGCCCCUGGAGAAAAAGAUGAAACAGAAGGGAAAGAUGAACCACCUCCAAAUCGUUUCAGUGCUGUUAUUGAGAAGAUUGAACGUCUUUACAUGGGUAAAGAUAGCAGUGAUGAGGAAGAACUGGAUGAAACUCCGGAUGAUGAUCAGUACGAUACAGAAGACUCUUUUAUUGAUGAUGCUGAGCUGGAUGAGUAUUUUGAGGUUGAUAAUUCGGCCAUAAAACAUGAUGGAUUCUUUGUUAAUAGGGGAAAGUUGGAAAGAGUAAAUGAAACUGCCGUGAUACCUAACCAGCUGCCCAAGAAAAGGCGAAGAAAAGAUGCUUCAAAACCUCCUGGCGAGAGUGACGAUGGUCGUAUGUCAAAUAAACAUUUAAGGGCAACAAAGAUUACUGCAGGGAUGGCUGAACCAUCUCUUGGGAAGAAUAAUUCUACUUCUUCUCUGAAAUUGACUGCUUUACAUGAACGAUAUGGGGAUAUAAAAGCUCAGAAUCCAUUAUCAGUUUCUGGUGUUUCUUCCAAGAAGAAAUCUUCUGAGACAAGACUAGCAUUGGAUUCUUCUUCAUAUUUGAAAGUUCCAAAUGGUGAUAUUUCUGUACAUUUGGAAGAUGUGAAGGAUAUUGAGAAGUCAAAGAUGGUAUUUCUGCAGUCAAAAAAUGUUGUCCGUAAGAAAUUGAAAGAUGCAACUGGAUCCUCAGAUGUUUUGCAUCAGGGAUACCAUGGUAAAAAUCCUUACGCUCAAUCCAAAUCUCAACAUGGAAAACCAAUCAGCAAUGUUGAUGAGCUUGAACAAUCAGUUCGACUGAGAGAAAAAAAUGGCAUCCGUGAACUGCCUGAUGUUAAUGUUUCAGAUGGCAAACAUGCUAUGCGGACAGCAAAAUAUUCACACUUGCCGAAAAAGGAUGGUUCUACUCUUAGGCCCAAAAGUUCCAUGAUUGAAAAGGCCAUUAGGGAGCUAGAGAAGUUGGUUGCAGAAUCAAGGCCGCCUGCUAUGGAAAAUCAAGAGGCUGAUACUUCAUCCCAGGGGAUUAAGAGGAGAUUGCCUAGAGAAAUAAAGCUCAAGCUUGCUAAAGUUGCUAGAUUAGCGCAGGCAAGCCAGGGGAAAGUUUCUAAGGAGUUACUAAAUCGCCUAAUGAGCAUCCUUGGUCAUUUAAUACAGCUAAGAACACUUAAGAGGAACCUUAAAGUCAUGAUUAGUAUGGGUGUGUCGGCAAAGCAAGAAAAAGAUGCUAGAUUUCAACAGAUAAAGAAGGAAGUCAUUGAGAUGAUAAAGACAAGAAUUCCUUCUUUUGAGACAAAGAUAUUGGAGCCACGAGCUGGAGCAUCUGAUGAUUUUCAAGAAAUUGGUUCUGAAGAAAGAGUUUUUAGAAGGAAAUUUAGCAUGGACGCAUCAUUGGAGAACAAGAUUUGUGAUCUUUAUGACCUCUAUGUAGAUGGAUUGGAUGAAGAUGCAGGUCCACAAAUCAGAAAGCUUUAUGUAGAGCUUGCUCUGCUGUGGCCAAAUGGUAUGAUGGACAACCAUGAGAUUAAACAUGCAAUUUGUAGGGCAAAGGAAAGACGGAGAGCAAGGUACAAUAGACGCAAGGAUCAAGAGAAAAUCAAGAGGAAAAAGAUGUUGGCACCAAGAUUAGAGGAGAGUGUUCCAGUGGAGUCUGCCUCAAGUGCUCAGCCACAGCUCACGCAAGAGAGGUUGGCUACUGAUUCUGGAAGUCAUAUUUUUCCUUCAACUAAUAAGUCAAUUUCACGAACAACAGCAGCAGCUACUGUACGGAUUCCCAGUCCCUCAACAAAUGUUUCCAGUCUGGACAGACUAAAACAGGAAAAAUUAAAGGGCAUUUCAAGCAACGGCAUGGAUGAAAUAAAGGUGACAGAUGGCUCACUGCCAAAGAAAAAGGUGAAAAGGAAGCCUGAAAUGGAGAUGGACGACUCUCGUUUCCGUUCAGAGAAGUUACUUCUGCAACAGGAUGACGACAGGCACAAGUCCAUGAAGCAGUCUGUGAAUCUUCCCCUGAAAUCAAACCUUCCGUCAACUGCUACAAGUUUCGAAUAAUCAACCUAACAUAAUGUCGUCCAUUUAGGAGUUCACACCAUAAAAAAAAUGUGGUAGGUUCCUUUUUGUUCUUUCCUUCCCUACUCAUUCUCACCUUUUAAAAUUUUAAUUCUUUUGUUAUGGUGAGCUUCAUCCCUUAUGACAUACUGAUUUGUCACCUUUUCUGCUAGUACCAUUUUUGUAAUUAAAUGUCCUUGCUCUUGCUUGCAGUCAAGUGCUAUAUGUUAAAUAGGAGAUACCAAAAAAGGUUGUAAUAUUCUCGUGCAAAUGUAUUUUCUAGGCAACUCUUCUUUCAGAUGGAACCUUUAGAUAAUUUGCAAAUGUAUUUUCUAGCCCUUUUUUUUUUUUUUGGUCUCUAAUUGCACUGUGAGUUGCAUUUGAAUAGCACUUCCAAGUGCAGUUGAGGGUUUUCAAUUACACCAUCUCUUCAAUUGAAGACAAGAAGGGAAAUGGUCUGAUGGUUAAUUUGAUCUUAGGACAGUUCGAUUGUAUUAAUGUAAAAUUAAAACAAAAAACUAUCUUUUGAUUAUUACAGUACAGUUGACUAUCA
Messenger RNA from Durio zibethinus, 3389 nucleotides. NCBI's taxonomy places the organism in Eukaryota, Viridiplantae, Streptophyta, Magnoliopsida, Malvales, Malvaceae. The record is from RefSeq and is a predicted model, not a curated record.